This is a messenger RNA of Danaus chrysippus (African queen), 2508 nucleotides long. The record is from the annotation of a GenBank genome assembly. Lineage: Eukaryota; Metazoa; Arthropoda; Insecta; Lepidoptera; Nymphalidae.
AUGUUAUAUAAUUUAUUUCAGAGUGAGGAGGACUUACCAUAUGAAGAGGAAAUAUUAAGGAAUCCAUUUUCGGUUAGGCAUUGGCUAAGAUACAUAGAACAUAAAAAAGCAGCACCUAAAUAUGAAAUUAAUAUCAUUUAUGAAAGAGCCCUGAAAGAGUUGCCAGGCUCUUUUAAGCUGUGGUAUAACUACUUAAAACUUAGGAGAAAACAAAUAAGAGGUCGUUGUAUAACGGAUCCCGCAUAUGAAGAUGUUAAUAAUUGUUUUGAAAGAUCCCUUGUAUUCAUGCACAAAAUGCCCAGGAUAUGGAUGGACUAUUGUACAUUCUUGACCGAUCAGUGGAAAAUUACUGCUACAAGAAAAGCAUUUGAUUCUGCUUUACGAGCUUUACCCAUUACACAACAUCACAGAAUAUGGCCACUUUAUUUAAAUUUCUUGAAGAAGCAUAAUAUUCCUGAAACUGCUGUUAGAGUAUUCAGACGCUACCUAAAGUUGUGUCCUGAAGAUACCGAAGAAUAUAUUGAUUAUUUAAUAUCUAUAGAAAAAUUAGAUGAAGCUGCUUUAAAAUUAGCUCAACUUGUAAAUAAUGAGAAUUUUCAAUCCAAGCAUGGAAAAUCCAAUCAUCAGCUUUGGAAUGAACUGUGUGAACUAAUAUCCAAAAACCCAGACAAAAUUCAUUCACUCAAUGUUGAUGCCAUAAUAAGAGGUGGACUUCGUCGCUACACUGACCAGUUGGGUCAUCUGUGGAAUUCACUAGCUGAUUACUAUGUAAGAAGUGGUUUAUUUGAAAGAGCUAGAGAUAUAUACGAGGAAGCCAUUCAGACUGUCACUACAGUCAGAGAUUUCACACAAGUCUUUGAUGCCUAUGCUCAAUUUGAGGAAUUGAGUUUGAGUAAAAAGAUGGAAGAAGUUGCAAAAAAGCCCAACCCCACUGAGGAUGAAGAUAUUGACUUAGAGUUACGUCUCGCUAGAUUUGAAUAUUUGAUGGAAAGAAGAUUAUUACUUCUAAAUUCAGUAUUAUUGAGACAAAACCCACAUAAUAUUGCUGAAUGGCACAAAAGAGUAAAGCUGUAUGAAGGUAAACCUCAUGAAAUCAUAGAUACUUAUACAGAAGCUGUGCAGACGGUGGACCCGAAAUUAGCGGUAGGAAAACUUUAUACACUGUGGGUUGGUUUUGCGAAGUUUUAUGAGAGCAAUGACCAAAUUGAUGAUGCAAGAUUAAUUUUUGAGAAAGCGACCCAAGUUAAUUAUGCUAAAGUUGAUGAUUUAGCAUCUGUGUGGUGUGAGUGGGCAGAAAUGGAAAUAAAACAUGAAAACUAUGAAGAAGCUUUAAAAUUAAUGCAAAGAGCUACAGUUCUUCCCAGUAGGAAAGUAGCUUAUCAUGAUGACAAUGAAACAGUUCAAAUGCGUUUAUAUAAAUCUCUUAAGGUUUGGUCAAUGUAUGCCGAUUUAGAAGAAAGUUUUGGCACAUAUAAAUCUUGUAAAGCUGUCUAUGACCAUAUCAUUGAUUUAAAAAUAGCUACACCUCAAAUUAUUAUAAACUAUGGUCUAUUCUUGGAAGAACACAACUAUUUUGAAGAAGCAUUCAGGGCAUAUGAAAAAGGGAUAGCUCUCUUCAAGUGGCCAAAUGUUUAUGAUAUUUGGAAUACAUAUUUAACAAAGUUUUUAAAAAGAUAUGGUGGAACCAAGCUUGAAAGAGCUAGAGAUCUCUUUGAACAAUGUCUGGAGAACUGCCCACCUGAGUUUGCUAAAUCAAUAUUUUUAUUAUAUGCUAAGUUGGAAGAAGAGCAUGGUUUGGCCAGACAUGCUAUGUCAGUGUAUGAAAGAGCAACAACAGCAGUUCUACCAGAACAAAUGUUUGAAAUGUUUAAUAUCUACAUUAAAAAGGCUGCAGAAAUAUACGGCGUACCCAAAACGCGACAAAUAUAUGAAAAAGCUAUCGAGACUUUACCAGAUGAAAAAGCUAGAGAGAUGUGCUUACGAUUUUCCGAAAUGGAAACAAAACUUGGUGAAAUCGACAGAGCUCGUGCUAUAUACGCUCACUGUAGUCAGAUGUGCGAUCCAAGGAUUACGACAGAAUUUUGGAAUACAUGGAAAGAAUUUGAAGUUAGGCAUGGCAAUGAAGAUACUAUGAGGGAAAUGCUUAGAAUUAAGAGAAGUGUACAAGCUACAUAUAACACGCAAGUCAAUAUGAUGUCAGCCCAAAUGCUAGGUUCAGCUGCUCAGGCUGCGGGUACAAUAUCGGAUCUAGCACCAGGAAUGAAGGACGGCAUGAGAUUGUUGGAAGCUAAAGCUGCCGAAAUGGCUGUCCAAAGCAAGGGCAAUAUAAUGUUUGUCAGAGGUGAAACACAAGGUCUCAAAGAAAACGACAAAGUUGUUAAUCCUGAUGAAAUUGAUAUUGAUGAUGAAGAAUCUGAUAAUAGUAAUGAAGACGAGGAAGUUGCACCUGUACAGAAAAAGGAAAUUCCCGCAGCAGUUUUUGGAGGUUUAGUUCCAGAAAAUCAAUAA